AUAAAUUACUCACAUAUACAUGCAUACUACUAGAUGUUCAAAGAUACAUAUAUAAAAUACACGUGUACAAUAAUAUGAAAUCGAUACCAAUACAUAUAAUGUUAGCAACGUAUGCAUACACACUUGUGAAUAAGUUGCAUAUACAUAUAAACUUGACGCGUGCAUACACCUACAAACACUCGCAUAUACAUAUAAAAUUGAUCCGUGCAUAUAUACCUAUUAAACACUCGCACAUACAUAUAAACUCGCUGCAUACAAACACACCUGCACAUUCUCGCAUAUACAUAUAAACUUUGGUCCAUGCAUAUACACCUACAAACGCUCGCACAUACAUAUAAACUCGAUGCAUACUCACCAAUACAUUCUGGCAUAUACAUAAACUUUGGUCCAUGCAUAUACACCUACAAACGCUCGCACAUACAUAUAAACUCGAUGCACGCACACACAUCCAUAAAACACUCGCGCAUACAUACAAAAUAAAAUUCACUAAUGAAUAUAGUUCAUACAAGAAAGAGGUAUGAUUUAAUUGUGAACAUACAUAUAUUUGCAAGUGAUUUCAUAUGUGGAUGUGCGUGAACUUUUCAGUGUAAACGGAAGGCAUUUCAGUAUAAACGGAAGGCAUUUCAGUAUAAACGGAAGGCAUUUCAGUGUAAAAGGAAGUAGUUUGAGCGUAAACGGAAGGAACCUGUAAUUGCCGCAUUUACCAUCAUGGACAGAGAUCGUACAACUGAAGCAAUUAACAUUUUGCGAAAUGUUCUUGCUUCGCCUACUAUUAUUAGAUCAAUUGCUAAUUCAGUUGAAUCCAGUGUGUCGCCAUCUGCUCAAAUGCAGUCAGAAACAGAAUCUGAAUUGCGCACUUUGUUUCGGCCUUCGACGUCUGGUAUACAAAGCAUAAAUAACAGGCAAACGAUGCCAACAUCAUCCGGAGGCGAAGUUCAAGGACCACGAUAUCAGACUCGCCAGCAGUAUGGCAAUUGGCAGUCUCGAUGUAGAAAAAGGCCAAAGACACAGUACCAUCGUACUUUUAAUAAAGAUGUUAUACUGUUGACCUCCCCUGACGAUAAUGCAGUAGUAAAGCAAAAGAAUAAACAGCACUUGCAUGAGAUUGGACACAUAUUAAAUGCAUUUGAAUUUGACAAAUCAUGGGACAGCAUGACGGUUUUGAGAAAAAUCAAAGAAGCCUUCAAAGAAAAAGUGCCACCAGAUGUAAGUUUGGAAAUACUUAUGGGAUGUGGCAACAAGCUCAUUACACCCAUGUUAAGUAAAGGUCAAGAACUGAAUGGCAGCUUGAUUUUAAAGGUGUUCAGGUUGAAGGCCUUAUAUGUAAAACCCUCAAGACCACUACUCUUGGCUGAAACAGACAGCUCUGAUGACAGCUGCUUUGAGGUUGACAUGCCUGGUGAAAGGGUCUACCAGUCUGAGGGUGCUGUUCCUGAAGAGAAUGUGACCACUGACUUGAAUGAUCAGUCUUCCACACAAAACAUGAUUUCAGUUCACAGCAUUACUUUUCAGUCCUCCACCAGAGAUCAAUCCCCCACAAGGGCUCAAUUCUCCCCCAGUUUCAUCCGUGAUCAGUCCUCAGCCAGUUCCAUUGGUGUGCAGUCCUCCACCAGAGUUCAAUCCCCCACAAGAGCUCAAUUCUCCACCAGUUCCAUCGGUGCUCAAUCCUCAGCCAGUUCCAUUGGUGUGCAGUCCUCCACCAGAGUUCAAUCCCCCACAAGAGCUCAAUUCUCCACCAGUUCCAUCGGUGCUCAAUCCUCAGCCAGUUCCAUUGGUGUGCAGUCCUCCACCAGAGUUCAAUCCCCCACAAGAGCUCAAUUCUCCACCAGUUCCAUCGGUGCACAGUCCUCUGCCAGUGGCCAGCCUUACACAAGACAGAACUCACCAGCUCAUUGUUGGCACAAUGACCAGUCCUUCAGAUCUGCUUCCUGGGAUGGUGAUUAUAAUACCUACCUUUCUCUCAUUCGGGCAGCAUCUGAAGAUGAGGAAGAGGAUGAAGAUCUUUCCUGUGCCAUAAUGGCAAGCAUUGAGGACCAGAUAAUCCCCCCUGAUGUGGAAAUCCCCAUCAAGCAAAUAUUGGAAGAACUUGCAACAAAAAUAAACUGGAAUCAAACCUGCAAGUUUAAUAUAAACCGUGCAUCUGUGCUGGAUGGUGCUGUACGGGGAUUUACAAGACUCUCAUACAAUCCAAAUAACAGAAUGGUGAUCAAAUUUUCUGAUGAUAAAGGAAAGUAUGAAGAGGCUAUUGAUCUGGGUGGUCCAAGGCGAGAAUUUUUACGGCUGCUACUAGUGGCACUAAUGCAGUCAUCAAUGUUUGAGGGAAAAGAGGACAGUCUCAACUUGGCUCUUGAUUCCCAAGCCAUCAGGGAGGACAGGUAUUUCAUAGCAGGGAGAGCAGUUGCAGUCAGCCUUGUACAUGGAGGACCUGCACCGGGUUGUUUGUCUAAGACCCUAUUUGACAGUUUAGUUCAGGGGCCAGACAUGUGCAUACCUGUCUUGGACGAUGUAGCUGACUUUGAGCUUUAUAAUAAAAUCAAAAAGGUUUCUGAAGCCACAACUCUUGAAGAGCUACAACACUCAACUGUGCCCAUUAUGGACUACAUUGCCAACGCAGGUUGUCUUAGGCCAUUAAGAAGCAUUGCUGACAGGGACAGGCUGGUUGAAGACUUACUGAUGUUUCAGGUGGUGAAUCGUGUUCGUGGACCAUUUGAAAGGUUCAGGGAUGGAUUAAAAACUCUUGGAGUCCUUGCAAAAGUCCAAAAACACCCAGAAGCUUUUAGAUCUGUGUUAUGUCACCAACCAAAUCAACUGACAGCAGAUAUAAUGGAUGACCUGUUUGAAAUACAGUGGUCAGAGAAUGGGAGCAACAAACGAGCGAAUGAGAACAGAGUUAUUGCUUUCUGGAGGGACUACCUGCAGGAUAUGGAAGAGGAGGGGUCACAAAGGCUUGGAGCAGUCUUAGCAUUUGCUACAGGAUCUGAUCAGGUCCCACCAAUUGGAUUUCAUCCUCCGCCUUCUAUUGCCUUUCACCAUGACACAGAAACUCCACAAAGAUUUCCAGUAGCAAAUACAUGCAUCAACUGCCUUCGACUGCCAUUAUAUAGCACAUAUGGUGCUUUUAAAAGCAACAUGGAAUUUGCCAUUAAUAAUACCCAGGGAUUUGGCAAGGAGUAAGUGACAAAAUUGAUUGAUGUUAAAGUUAUGA
Molecule: messenger RNA, 3205 nt
Organism: Carassius auratus (goldfish)
Lineage: Eukaryota; Metazoa; Chordata; Actinopteri; Cypriniformes; Cyprinidae
Exons: 10
Coding region: 709-3174 (821 amino acids)
Biological process (GO): protein ubiquitination; ubiquitin-dependent protein catabolic process
Cellular component (GO): cytoplasm
Molecular function (GO): ubiquitin protein ligase activity
Source: RefSeq, a predicted model, not a curated record